Nilaparvata lugens (brown planthopper) is the source of this 5592-nucleotide messenger RNA. RefSeq lists its product as uncharacterized. The record is from RefSeq and is a predicted model, not a curated record. The transcript has 8 exons. Bases 178 to 2322 code for a protein of 714 amino acids. Lineage: Eukaryota; Metazoa; Arthropoda; Insecta; Hemiptera; Delphacidae.
CUUUACUGCCAUUGUUUACCAAUGGACGGCGAAUGAUGUGAAGCAUGAUGGGAUGAGGCUGAGCGCUGAGCAUAAUUUGCAGUCUUGUUUUAACUUGAAACUUAUUGUGAAUGGUUUUGUUUGAUCAGUGAACUUCUCUUUAAGUUAUCCGUAGUUUUUAUUUUAGUGACAGUCACGAUGGAUUAUCCUGGCUCAAACUACAGUUUACCUCCAGCCGGUACUUCUCAAUACCCAGUUCCCGCCAGCCCUUACCCUGGUCAAGGAGCCACACAACCAAGCUAUGCCUCUGCUUUUAACGAUGCAUUACAUAUGUUGUGUUCAAUCAUGAAAUUGAACGCGGGUGCUCCAUACACGGGUGCUCCAGGAGGAGUGGACCACCAUGCAUUCAUGAGAGCAAACAUUGCUGCUUCAGAAGGUGUGAAUAAUCUUAAAGCUAUUGUUGGAGCACCCGCCACCAUUCCAACAGAAUCACAUAAAUCACCAAUACGUGACGAUAGCGGGUUGGAACGAAUAAUAGCCAUGAAGAAUGCCUCGAAAGAAAAUUUUUUUGAUACGACGGUUCAAAAACCAUGUGCUGUUUGUGGUGUGUCGUCCCCCCUGGUUUGCAUCGUGUGCUUGGAGGAGUACUACUGCAGCCACGACUGCCAAACCGAGGCCUGGGGCGAGCAUGAAUUGGUUUGCCGGAAAAGGGGAACUGCAAGUGGAGGCCAAAGAAAUGGUCACGCUGCUAUUGAAUCGAAUGCUGAACAUGGCAAAGUGAGUGCAGAAAAUGAGAGUAACAAAUACAACGGAGAGGCCUCUGUCUCUACUCAUACAACAGAAAGUUUGAGGAGGCCUGAUGCAAACAUGUACUUGAGGCCAUCGAAUAGGAAACCGAUCAUUAGAAACCAAAAGCAGCACAGACAACAGACAGAUACUAAGUCGAAUGCUUCUGAUGCAAGCACUGAUUCAAAGAGAACAAUGAACAAAGACAAUUAUCAGAAACCUUUCAAAAGAAAUUCUGGGUUCAACAAUAAUAGCUAUUUGAAACCCAAUGCUGAUGGUGACAAUAAUCGAAAACCUUAUGCUGAUAGUGAAAAUCAUCGAAAAUCUUAUGCUGAUAGUGACAAUCAUCGAAAACCUUAUGCUGAUAGUGACAAUCAUCGAAAACCUUACAGUGAGAACAAAACGAAUGGUUAUUUGAAACCAGAUUCUGAUAGUGACACUUGCAAGAGAUCAAUAAAAAAUGACGUGACCCAGACUAAGCCGAUUCCUCAACCAAAUUCAACUGCACCAAGAAAAACUGAGGCUGCAUCGUCUGAAACCGAAGUGAAGACGCGUAUUGAAGCAGGCAUGGUUAGAAAUGUUGCAUUGACUUCGGCGGAGUCGUUGACUGACUAUUGGGUCUCGUUGAAAGACGACGAAUCGGCGUUGAUGUGCCUGGCCACUGAGCUGAGCAAGCGUAUCACUGACCGUUCGCCCGGCCUGAAGAAGGCGUCGGUUGGCGACUGGUGCUGCAAGGCGUUUGACGGCUGUUGGACGCGGGCGCGAGUGGUGAAUGCCGCCAACCCUUUGACAGUGUUGUACGUGGAUUACGGAAACAGUGAGACGGCCACCAUAGACCAGCUGAGAGAAUUGCCCGCCGACCUGGGUGAACGCUCCUUCCCGCCCUUUGCCAUCCACGUCACCCACCCGGCCGGGAUCAGCCCCGCUGAUGCUGACCAGGUCUUCCCGUUGCGCUUCAUCUCGCACGACCCGCAAGGACUGUGGACUGUCGAAAAGGCUCGUCCCGAUGAGUUGACAGUACCGACGAAGCCAUGCGGUCAAGACGUGAGCUUUGACAGUCAGAUGGGCAGAAAUGAAGAAAGCUUGCCACCAAUGAUAUCCUCACCAUCUCCGUCAUGUGUUUCCACAGCAUCAUCCAAAUCGCCUUACUUUGAAGAAGGCAAAAUCUACAAAGUGCACUUACAACUGCCGCUAAGCUUAACUGAAUUCUAUGUAACUAAGCUUGAACUGAAGGAAGAACUGGAGAAGCUGCAUUCUGAAUUGAACAGUGUGGUCUCGGACAGUUCUCAGCCAAUUCAGAAUUUGGAAGUGAAGAGCAAAUGUGCUGCCAAGUACCUGGGCGAAUGGUACAGAGCAUCAGUGCUAAAGCUGGAUCCUCUGACGGUGCUCUUUAUUGACUAUGGCAAUGAGGAAACCUGCCAACCAAGUGACGUCAAGGAACUGCCACCUAAAUUCAGAACGCGUAUGUUGACAGCUCGAGUUCACUUAACCAAAACACCUACAAAGGAGCAAAUAAUGGCGAUGGACUCCGGUGAGCCUAUCCUAUUGGAAGCUUGAGAAAGGAUGGAAGUCAUUGGCUGGUUGACUACUCAACUCGUGAGGAUCUAUCAUCACAGAAAGAGCCAUGCGGUCAAGAUGUGAGCUUUGUCAGUCAGAAGGACAGUUUGCCACCAAUGAUAUCCUCACCAUCCCCGUCAUGUGUUUCCACAGCAUCAUCCAAAUCGCCUUACUUUGAAGAAGGCAAAAUCUACAAAGUGCACUUACAACUGCCGCUAAGCUUAACAGAAUUCUAUGUAACUAAGCUUGAACUGAAGGAAGAACUGGAGAAGCUGCAUUCUGAAUUGAACAGUGUGGUCUCGGACAGUUCUCAGCCAAUUCAGAAUUUGGAUGUGAAGAGCAAAUGUGCUGCCAAGUACCAGGGCGAAUGGUACAGAGCAUCAGUGCUAAAGCUAGAUCCUCUGACGGUGCUCUUUAUUGACUAUGGCAAUGAGGAAACCUGCCAACCAAGUGACGUCAAGGAACUGCCACCUCAAUUCAGAACGCGUUUGUUGACAGCUCGAGUUCGCUUAACCAAAACACCUACAAAGGAGCAAAUAAUAGCGAUGGACUCCGGUGAGCCCAUCCAACUGGAAGCCUUGAAAAAGGAUGGAAGUCACUGGCUUGUUGAGGUAAAAUAAUGAAAACAUUCCAUGUGAUCCAUAGGCUUGUUUUAUUUUUUAAGAUUUCAUUGAAAAAUUAUUUCAGUUUGAACUAUCGUCAAGGAGUUUUAUGUGUUAUUGUUUUUUCUUAUACGUAUACCAUUAUUAUUACAAAACCCUUGCUUUUAUAUUGUAUAAAAACUAGAUAUCUCAAAUCAUUUUCGAACGCUUUUUAAUAGAUUCUAUUGAUUUUAUUUCAUGAUUUUUAGUUGUAUAAUUACUUGGAUAACAAUUUCAACUCGGGAAUAGCAAUGUUCAAUGUAUUUCCCAAACAUUGUUUGAGAUGAAAAAUAUUUUCUAUCCAGAUUCUCAGUAGUUCAACUAAAAAGGUGCAUACAUAUAUUCAUUAGCGCCUCGAACACGCUCCUCACUCGCUCCGCAAUCGCUCCGAUCAUGAACGUUACGCGAGAUGUUACGCAAGGGUUCGAUAGAGGUUCGAAAUAAUUAUGUUCGAAGGAUGAUCGCGCGCUUGUUGUAUUGUUGACUUCGCUACAACCCAACCUCACAAAUGUGAAACGUUCAAUCCAGCUGAUCGGGUGACAAAACAAAAUAAAAUAUUCUGACCAGGGGAUUUCUGGGUAGCAUAAUAAUACAUUAUGUUUUUUAAUCAUGUUUAUAUGAUAAAUUGAUAAUAAUUAUUAUGUUUGUUGCAUCUAUGUUGAUGUUUUAUUACAAAAAAGGUUAUGUCUGUCAAUGUUUUGAUUUGAAAGGUGAAAGGCGUGGUUGGGUUUUUAGCUUCUUUCUUCUAAAUUCUAAUAUGCUGGAACCUAUUAUCAAAAAAUGUUUUUAUAAUUUUACAUGAUUUUAUAAUAAAUUACCAAUUUUUGAUAAUUUUAUAUGCUAAUACGGAGAUCGUAAUUUUCGUAACUGAUCCAACAAAAAUGUUAACCACGCAUGCGCAACUAUUGGUUAGUUCGACCUAGGAGCUUGCGAAGCUCGACCUCUGUUACACGCUCUUCUCGCGUUCCACUCUUGCUCCACCUUCGAUCAUCAAUCGAUCUGCUCGAGUGACGUUCGAUUGCGGAGCAGAGCGAAAGUCUGUACGCACCUUUAGAUGAACUACUAUUAGUGUUCUCCGGCGCCUAGUAACAGAAUCGCGGAAGAACUUUGUGAUACAGUAUUUUUUCCAGGGUGGGAGAUUACGAACCGACAUGGUUGCAAACAGGUUUUCAACUUUUAAUGGGUAUUUUACGCCAUAGUAAAAGACAGUAAAACUUAUUUUAUACCAUGUUUUUAAUACAUUCUGUGAAUGCUAAUGAUUGAUUUAGUUGAAGGGUCAUUAAUAAGAUACGAUGGCAACUCUAAAUUUUGUGCCUUAUCAACUAAGUAAAUGAUGUAGAAAACUUAGAUGGAAGAGUGGCGCUACCGUUGUGAACAUAUGAAAAAACUUCGUUAGCUUACAUGAAAUAUUUUAUCUUUGAGACAAGCUUCUCGAAAUUUAAAUUUAUUUCUAUUUCACCAGCCUUUUCACAUAAAUCUGAUAACUGCUAUUAUAAUGUUUGUUUUGAUUUCAAUUUAAUCAAAUGCUAAUGGAACUUUCCCUACUAUUUUUAGGAAUUUUCAAAAUAUUCUUAAUAAAGUUUACUUGAUAUCCAGUCAUACUCUGUAGCAAUAUGUCACGCCUUAUAGAGCUAAAUAAACAACCUUCAUUAAAAAUAUGCGCUUUUUAUCCUUGAAAAAAAUUUGGAAAUAAAUUAUUUUACUACAACUAAUUUUAGUUAUUCAGAAUAAAAUAAAACUCAACAAAAUUUAAUUCAUAUAAAUUUUGUAGUGUUUUCUACAAAAAAUACAUUUUAUUCUAUUCAAAUGGCCAACUAGGUCAUUAUUACUGUGAUUCGAGCUCCUAACAUCUUACAAAGCAGUUCGAUACCUUAGCUUAAAAAAAGGAAAUUUAUAAACUCGUCAUCAAUGAAUUUAUUUAUUAAACUUCAACUUUCCUUUCCAAUCAAUGAAUUUGUUUUAUUCAAUAAUGCUAUAAGUAUUGUAAGACUUCUUUGUUUGAGAGCUCUUUUAAUUGAAUCGUGAGGUUCUCUAUAACCAAAGUUUUAAGUUUGCUAUUUUUAACCUAUUAUUUCAUUGUUAUGAAAUAACUUUAUAGUGUAAUAUUUUCAUUUAUCUUCAUUGUUGAUUCCUAUUAUAUAAUUUUAUAUAGUCUGUUCAGCGAAAGAAAAUACUAUGAUAAAAUAUAAUUCACAUUACUUGUGUGUUUAUGAUAUAAGUGAUUGCUAAUAGUAUCAGCUGUUGAUUGCUGGACUUGGAAAUACCAUUCCAUAAUGCUUCCAUUCACACUGAAUCGUGUUCUGUGAUUAUUCAGUUGGAUUGUUAGGUGGCUACUGUGAAUUACUGAUCUUGCUGCUCCAAUAUCAAUCAAUUUUAAAACAUCGAACUAUAAUUUUACUAUUAAUUGUAUUGAUUUAUGUUUCUAUUCUAAGUUUUGAUAUAUCUUGUUUAUCAACUGACUUGGAACUAAUACUACUACCGAUAAUUUUAUUUUAAAAUGAUCAAAAGGCAUUCGAUAAUAAGUUUCUGUUGCCCAAUGUUGUUAUUAAUGAGAAGAAUAAAGUUUUAAGUUGAAAAUUCUCUGUAGCACAAUAUUGUUGAGUUUAAUAAAGAUUUUGUAUUUAUAAAA